Aspergillus ruber CBS 135680 is the source of this 795-nucleotide messenger RNA. Its product is annotated as putative short-chain dehydrogenase/reductase. Gene Ontology annotation, biological process: phosphatidic acid biosynthetic process; triglyceride catabolic process. Gene Ontology annotation, molecular function: acylglycerone-phosphate reductase (NADP+) activity; triacylglycerol lipase activity. Gene Ontology annotation, cellular component: endoplasmic reticulum; lipid droplet. The record is from RefSeq and is a predicted model, not a curated record. NCBI's taxonomy places the organism in Eukaryota, Fungi, Ascomycota, Eurotiomycetes, Eurotiales, Aspergillaceae. The coding region runs from base 1 to 795 and encodes 264 amino acids. The transcript has 3 exons.
AUGACCAAAAAAACAGUGUUGAUCACCGGAUGCAGCGAAGGUGGCCUCGGGGCAGCCCUCGCCAACGCUUUCCACGACCAAGACUUCCAUGUAUUUGCAACAGUGCGCGACCCUGCAAAGGCCACCUCACUUGGAAGAAAAAAUAUCGAGAUUCUCCCAUUAGACGUGACAUCACAAUCAUCCAUCAUGGAAUGCCUCGAAGCAGUCAAAAAACGCACGGAAGGGAAAUUGGAUGUACUGGUCAACAAUGCAGGUGCGCUCUUCUUUGGCCCACUUCUGGAUGUUUCUAUCGAAGAUUCCAAAAGGCUAUUUGAUUCGAAUGUCUGGGGGAUGCUCGCUGUUUCGCAGGCAUUCUCUCCGUUGUUGAUUGAGGCUAAGGGGGUUAUGGUGAAUAUCUGCUCCAUUGCUGGUGCAGUGCGUAUGGCAUGGCAAGGUAUCUACAACAGCUCCAAAGCAGCCGAAACCUGGUUCUCCGAAACCCUCCGCAUAGAACUCGAACCAUUAGGAGUUCGAGUCAUGACGGUCAUGUUAGGAGAAGUAGAAUCCAAGAUAUAUACCAAAAAGCAGGCAUUUCACCUCCCAGAGAAAUCAUAUUAUCGGUGUAUUGAAGACAUCAUCACCAAACAGAGCAGCGGGGCUAUGCAGACCAGCAAUGAACCACCAGAUAUGGUGGCACGGAAUCUGGUUCAGGAUGUGCUCAAGGGGCGAAAAGGACAAGUCUGGAGGGGAGGCGUAGCUGGGACAGCCAAGUAUGCGUCCUGGUUGUUGCCGACGAGUGUCUUGCCUUUGAAGUAA